Molecule: messenger RNA, 5264 nt
Organism: Sphaeramia orbicularis (orbiculate cardinalfish)
Lineage: Eukaryota; Metazoa; Chordata; Actinopteri; Kurtiformes; Apogonidae
Gene: kcnh1b
Product: potassium voltage-gated channel, subfamily H (eag-related), member 1b
Biological process (GO): potassium ion transmembrane transport; regulation of membrane potential
Cellular component (GO): voltage-gated potassium channel complex; plasma membrane
Molecular function (GO): delayed rectifier potassium channel activity
Source: RefSeq, a predicted model, not a curated record
CCGAUAUGUGAGCGGCGGGAAGCGGCGUUGCUCGCGCUGCGGGAGGACGCAGGAUGGCGGGAGGACGGCGGGGGCUCGUGGCCCCUCAGAACACGUUCCUGGAGAACAUCGUCCGCAGGUCCAACGAUACCAACUUCGUGCUGGGAAAUGCUCAGAUUGUGGACUGGCCCAUUGUCUACAGUAACGAUGGAUUCUGUAAACUGUCUGGAUACCAUCGGGCCGAGGUCAUGCAGAAGAGCAGCACCUGCAGUUUCAUGUAUGGAGAACUGACGGACAAAGAGACGAGCGAGAAGGUCCGACAGACCUUCGAGAGCUAUGAGAUGAACUCCUUCGAGAUUCUAAUGUACAAGAAAAACCGGAUGCCCGUCUGGUUUUUUGUGAAAAUUGCUCCAAUGGAACGAGCGGACAAGGUGGUUCUGUUCCUCUGCACCUUCAGUGACAUCACAGCCUUCAAACAGCCAAUAGAAGAUGACUCCUCAAAAGGUUGGGGUAUUUCGCGUCUGACUCGUGCGUUGACUAGCAGUCGUGGAGUUCUUCAACAGCUUGCUCCGACCGUUCACAAAGGAGAGAAUGUCCACAAGCAUUCGAGGCUUGCAGAGGUUCUGCAGCUCGGCUCCGAUAUCCUGCCUCAGUACAAACAGGAAACACCCAAAACACCACCACACAUCAUCCUGCAUUACUGCCUGUUCAAGACCACGUGGGACUGGGUCAUCCUCAUCCUCACCUUCUACACCGCCAUCAUGGUGCCCUACAACGUGUCCUUCAAGACCAAGCAGAAUAACGUGACCUGGCUGGUGGUGGACAGCAUCGUGGACGUCAUCUUCCUGGUCGACAUCGUCCUCAACUUCCACACCACCUUCGUGGGUCCGGCUGGCGAGGUCAUCUCUGACCCCAAACUCAUCCGCAUGAACUACGUCAAGACCUGGUUCGUCAUCGACCUGCUGUCCUGUCUGCCAUAUGACGUCAUCAAUGCCUUCGAGAACGUUGACGAGGGCAUCAGCAGCCUCUUCAGUUCCCUGAAGGUCGUCCGUCUGCUGCGUCUGGGUCGUGUUGCCAGGAAGUUGGACCACUACAUAGAGUACGGUGCUGCGGUUCUAGUUCUGCUGGUGUGCGUGUUCGGGCUGGCAGCCCAUUGGCUGGCCUGCAUCUGGUACAGCAUUGGGGACUACGAGGUGAUUGAUGAGGACACCAACAGCGUGAGAAUGGACAGCUGGCUGUACCUGCUGGGUGAGACGGUGGGGACGCCGUAUCGCUUCAACACCUCGGGCUCGGGCCGCUGGGAGGGUGGACCCAGCAAAGACUCGGUCUACAUCACCUCGCUGUACUUCACCAUGACCAGCCUGACCAGCAUCGGCUUUGGGAACAUCGCCCCCAACACCGAUGGCGAGAAGAUCUUUGCUGUGGCCAUGAUGAUGAUCGGAUCUCUGCUCUACGCCACCAUCUUUGGUAACGUCACCACCAUCUUCCAGCAGAUGUACGCCAACACCAACCGCUACCAUGAAAUGCUCAACAGUGUCAGAGAUUUCCUCAAACUGUACCAGGUUCCCAAAGGCCUGAGCGAACGGGUCAUGGACUACAUCGUGUCCACAUGGUCCAUGUCCCGAGGCAUCGACACUGACAAGGUCCUGCAGAUCUGUCCAAAGGACAUGCGCGCCGACAUCUGUGUCCACCUCAACAGGAAGGUGUUUAAGGAACAUCCGGCGUUCCGCCUGGCCAGCGAUGGCUGCCUGCGAGCUCUGGCCAUGGAGUUCCAGACAGUCCACAGCGCCCCAGGUGACCUCAUCUUCCACGCCGGAGAGAGUGUGGACAGUCUCUGCUUUGUGGUGUCAGGGUCACUGGAGGUCAUCCAGGACGAUGAGGUGGUUGCCAUUUUAGGUAAAGGUGACGUGUUCGGUGACGUCUUCUGGAAGGAGAUGACCUUGGCUCAGUCGUGCGCUAACGUCCGAGCGUUGACCUACUGUGACCUCCACAUCAUCAAACGAGACGCUCUGCAGAAGGUCCUCGAGUUCUACGCCAACUUCGCCAACCACUUUGCCCGGAACCUGCUUCUGACCUACAACCUCCGGAAGAGGAUUAUCUUCCGGAAGAUCAGCGAUGUCAAACGUGAGGAGGAGGAGAUGCUGAAGAGGAAGAACGAGGCUCCUCUGAACCUCCCCCCCGACCACCCAGUGCGACGCCUCUUCCAGCGGUUCCGUCAGCAGAAAGAGGCUCGUCUGGCAGCUGAGCGAGGAAUUCAGGGCAGCAGUGACGUGGAGAAAGGCGCGUCUCACCCGGAGCCAUCCAGGCCGGAAAUCCUGGCUUCCACCAGUAUCAUCAUGGUAACAGAGAGCCCCGCCACACCUACCACCUCAUCCACAUGUUCGUCCGUACGGACCUCAGGACGAAGCAUGCUGCACGCCGCUGCCACACAAAACAGCAACAUGAGCGGCUGUAAGUCAGUGGAACCGCCCAAAGCUAAAGGCUGGGGUCGAUUCAAGGAGUCGGUGGUGAAGGCGGAGUCAUGGAGCAGCGUCUCCAAGGCUGAGUCCAUGGAGACGCUGCCUGAUAGAACUAAGUGUCACGAUGAGGUGUCUCUGAAGAAAACGGAUUCCUGUGACAGUGGCAUCACGAAGAGCGACCUCCGCUUGGACAACGUGGGCGAUGUCCGGACGCCGCAGGAGAGGAGCCCCAUCCAAUCAGAGGAGAAGAGAGUGUUCUGUCCGAUCCCCGAACAGAGCCUCCAGGCCUCGUUCCUGGAGCUGAAGCAGGAGCUACGAGGAGACAUCGGAUCUCUGAACAGUCGCAUGGCAGCGCUGGAGACUCAGCUAGCAGAGAUGCUCCGCCUCCUCAAAUCCAGGAAGUCAUCGGGCUCCUUCUUCGAGAUCUCGCGGCCGCCGUCACCUGACUCGGACAAAGACAGCUUCUCUUAAAGUGGAUCGGCGGAUGGAGGUGGACUGUUCCUGAUGCCGUGACAAGGCCAAUAUCAGAACUUAAACUGCACUUCGGUUGUUCGUUGGUGUCUCUAGGCAAUAACUGAAAGACAACUGGAAACCAGUAACGAACAGAAUAAAGAUCGAUAGCACCUUUGGUCCUCUGGAAGACCUUCACAGAUUAAGGCAAUAACAGCAGAUGGCUUUAACGUUGGCUUUAACCGGAGAUUUCCACUGUGAUGCAGAAGAUACAGAGGUUUUGUUGGGUCUGGUCCUCAAAGCCUGAGACUAGAAUGUCUGCACUCAUCGGUUAAUGGUCAAAUAUAAUAGUUUAAGUGUAGAAGACAACAUGCUGGUGAUGGAGAUGGAACUAAUGAGUUCAUGGUUUGUUCUUCCAGUUCCCUGGUCUCACAGUCAGUGGAUUUAUGGGUAAAUGGGGGAAAUAAGGUCUGUGAUUCAACACAAACUGAGGGUUUUUAUUCUACAACAUAAAAUACACAAGUAAAAACCUCAGUUUGCAGCUUCUACAUGAAGGAGGAUGUUUAGAUGAUCUUCACUGUGUUGACUGUAGAUCAGGUUUGAGGUGACGUCUGAUGUCAGCAGAUGGAGGCUUCACAUUAAUGGUGAACUUGUGUUUUCAUUUUAUUUCUACUUGUGGUUUUCACUUGUGUACUUUAUCUUGUUGAACAAAACGCUGCCUUUCUUAUCUCCAACGAUGCAAACUUGAUCCACAUCCUCUAUGGCUUUGUGUCAAGGGAACCAGGCAAAUGCAGACAUUAAACAUGCCUCCAUGGUGAGGGAGGGUGGAGUCUGGCCCCUCCUCAUGGACCGCCAUUGUUCACAUGUGUAAUUGAUGUUGUGACUAAUCCAGGAUCCCAAACCGAUGCCCAUCUCAUCUUUUCCAUAUUUUUUCAGGUUUGUGGACCGUUGUGGUCAACUGGAAGAGGCGGGUUUAAUGCUACAAAUCGCUGCUCUGUGACUGGUUGUUGGGGCUGUUGUUCACUGACCUCUUACUGUUAAAGCAGGAGGCCUUUGAAUAUCAGGACCAGACUUUGUGCUGAAGCUUGGGGGAUUCUGACAGAACGUCUCAAUGGAAAAGAAACACUGUGCACAGGCUGAUGUUUCAGGUCCUGGACGAAUGCUUUAUUAGAUGCACUGGAAUGAAGGAGCUGAAUCUUAGAUUUUAUAAAACUGCAUGUUUCCAAUGUUUCGUCUUCAGCCCCAAUGGGAUUUAAUGAAUCUGAAUGUGAACAGAACAAUGAUCCAAUGGUUUUGGGUUGGUAGGUAUGAGUCGAUUUGAAGAAAUGUAUCUUAAAAUUCACAUUAUGACUCUUUAAUUUAGGAAUUAAAUAAGGGACGGUCACAUUUAGACCAAACCCCCACCUGAUACUGAAGACAGACAUAUGUCACAUGACCUGAUGAUGGUUAAGGAACCAGUAUAAACCAGUCUGUUGACCUGCGACAUGACGGAAAACAAGUGAAGCCAAAACACAUCCCAUCUUUGUCUUUCGUUUCUUUCUAAAAAUGCUCCAUCAAAGUAUUUCAUUCCAGUUUUCAUUCCUUAAACAAUGUCCUUAAUGUUUAGAACAAAACACCAGUCAUUUACUUAGAUUUUCUCUAUAACUGAUAAACCUCUGAAUAGAAAAUUGAUAAAUCAAACUCAUAUCACACAACAAAUAAAAAACAACCAAGCAGAUUUUAAGUCACUGCUGUACAUUCUCUUCAUCUUUACACAGAUGAAAAUACAUUAAACAUAAAUUUACAGCCACAAAAGUUCAACAUCCUGUGAAACUGAUUAAAACAUACAGUUCAAAUUUGUUAUUUUUCACUCGAUUAGAUGAGUGGGUUUCCCAUUUGCACUGCUGACUGUUUUAUUUAUCAGCACUUAUCAAAUAAUAAAGACUAACAUUAAGUGUCAUGUUUAAUCUGCAGUUAACGUCCAACAGAGAAGGAAGCAACAUCUACUUCCAUCUUCAGCUGCAGAAAAAACCUGCUAAAUUCUUUAUCAGCACUUGUCCGAUCUGACCAGUGGCGUUCCCAGAUUUACUCUCCUGAUGUGGUGUUAGAGCUGAUGGUUUGGAUUCACCUUUCAGGAUGUUAUGUUUAUCAUUGCAUGUUCUCAUGGUCGAAUUAUUCAACAAUCACAUAGUCCCUAAAACAGAGCAAACACUUGUACCGGUUUUUACAGGUUUUACAAAACUAAAGGACAGAGUUUUUCAUCUGGAGACCUGUUAAAUUUUUUCCCUCCUUUACCCUCUCUCUUUUACCCCAACUGGUCAAGGCAGACGACCAUCCUCCAGGAGUCAGGGUCUACUCGAGGUUUCUGCCUGUUAAAAGGAAGUUUUUCCUCACCAC